AAUAAAUAUGGCGGAUUUCCACCACGCAGCAUAAUAAGCAGAUAAUGACCGUAAGAUAAGGGAAAACAUCACUUCGCGAGGAAAAUCAGCACGUAAACUCGUCACGUUUUCUUUUUUUUAUUAUUAACGGCGCACGAAUAUCACGACUUGCACUCUACUCAGUAAAUGAAUGGGUCUUUCUAUUCUAAUAACACCCACUGGACCAGCCAAUAUAUUUUUAAAAAUCAGUAAGCGGGAGGUCUGUAUGGAGACAAAAACAUAAACAACGGUGAUGGGACUAAAGUAGCUCAUCUUGGAGAAAACGACGUCAGAAGAAGAUGGGAUACAAGAUCCCAGGCGCUGCAAUGGAUCGUGUAAGCCUGCUUUGGCGGUUACGGCGUCGAGCUCGUCGAGGAGCUUUGUGCAUGGCAUUAUUUUGCAUGACCAUGGCUGUGUUGUAUACACUGUGUGCUGAAAACAGCGUACCUGUUACUGAUGCUAUCUUUGGGGUGAGGGCAAGAACUCGAGCACAACCUCGGACACACUCCAUUGUAAAGGUCCUGAGGGGAGUAGGAGCUAAAACCAUGUACGUGGACCCUCAAAAGCUCCCAGGAGUCAUUCCGGGUGACCCUCAAAAGCCUAUCCCUGUCCUGUCAUCCUCCACAUACGCUAUGGAGGGAAGCCGCAAGGACCACCCCUUCAGAAACAGAGACAGGGAGCCACAUGGGCUUCUGUCCUGGCUCUUGGGCAGACCCUUAAGACGUGCCCUUGAGACUAUCCUUGGAGGCAGAAGAAGAGCAGAUGCAGGCGGUCUGAAAGGAGAUGCAGAGUUCUUUGGACCUCAUGGAGCUCUAGGAGAGAUAUGGGAUGAUGAAAUGUCCAGCACUAUGCUUGGAAAACGACUGAGGAAGGUGGUACAGAACUAUCAGGCAAUGAAUAAAUAUGGGGUGCAACUUUCAGGAUCAGAGGGUGCAACGAGACGUCAUAAACUGAGUGGCCCUGAACUCCUGUGCCAACUCAAAGAGAUGGUGCAAAUCACCACAUUAACACCAGAGAUGAAACCAUUUGCUGGAUUUUCCUGGGCCUCCCUGCUGCCUCAACGACCCCUGACCUCAGACCUUGGUCCAUUUAAAACAUGUGCAGUCGUGUCAUCUGCAGGCUCUCUGCGAAACUCCGGAUUAGGAAAAGAAAUUGAUUCUCAUGAUGCAGUCGUAAGAUUCAAUGCUGCACCCACUGCUGGCUUUGAGAAAGAUGUGGGCUCUAAAACUACAGUACGCUUGAUCAAUUCCCAGGUGAUGGCAUCAGAAGAUCAUCAUUUCCUCUCCAGUUCUUUAUACAGUACUGGGAUUUUAGUAGCCUGGGAUCCUGCACCUUACUCUUCAGACCUUAAUGAGUGGUACAACAAGACAGAUUACCCAAUAUUUAAACAAUAUCAGCGCUACCGACGGCUACACCCUCAACAGCCUUUUUAUAUCCUACAUCCCAGUGUGGAGUGGCAAUUAUGGAGACGGGUACAAGACAAUAUGGGUGAGCCUAUCCAAAAGAACCCACCAUCUUCAGGCCUAUUAGGGACAGUACUGAUGAUGUCACUUUGUGAUGUGGUUCAUGUGUAUGAAUUCUUGCCAUCGCGUCGCAAAACCGAGCUCUGCCACUACUACCAGCGCUUCAGUGAUGCAGCCUGCACACUGGGUGCCUACCACCCACUGCUCUAUGAGAAGAACUUGGUGAAGAGGAUGAACCAGGGUUCUGACCGAGACAUCUACACUCAUGGCAGAGUCACUUUGCCUGGAUUCAGCACUUUUAACUGCACCCACACUUUCACUUCUUCCACUUUUUCAAAGACAUAAACUAAAGACUGCGUUUACUCAACUUAGAAUUCAGAAUGUAACGGUAUUAACGGUGCAUGAUUCAUUGUAUGAUCACUACAGCCCACUCUAAACAAGUGGACCUACACCGCUCUCAGGAUGUGUGUAGGAAGCUCUGUAAACUGUAAGUAUUUUUAGUCAUUAGUAAGCGGUUAAUGAAAUUCCUAAAAGGUAUGAUCACCACUUGUUUACCUUCUCUAGUCCAAAGAAGUGUAACCUUGUCUUGUAUUCAAUCCUUGGACGAGUAAGUGCUAAACAACUGUAAGAUAUAGACACCAAACUGCUUUACUUCUUAGUUGAAUAACCACAAAUAGCUGUAUAAGUAAAUUAUGGUGAAGUACACAACACUGCAGUUUUUUAUAGCUGCAGUAAUAAUCAUCAUGUGUAAGAAGGAAACAUUUAAUAGACUAAUUUACCCAGGUUCACUUUUGAUCUUGUAAUUGCCAAAUUUCAGUUUCUUGGUAACUUCACAA
This is a messenger RNA of Colossoma macropomum (tambaqui), 2317 nucleotides long. It is a transcript of the gene st6gal1, whose product is annotated as ST6 beta-galactosamide alpha-2,6-sialyltranferase 1. The record is from RefSeq and is a predicted model, not a curated record. The coding region runs from base 318 to 1826 and encodes 502 amino acids. The transcript is spliced from 8 exons. Gene Ontology annotation, molecular function: sialyltransferase activity. NCBI's taxonomy places the organism in Eukaryota, Metazoa, Chordata, Actinopteri, Characiformes, Serrasalmidae.